Messenger RNA from Penicillium argentinense, 639 nucleotides. RefSeq lists its product as uncharacterized. Lineage: Eukaryota; Fungi; Ascomycota; Eurotiomycetes; Eurotiales; Aspergillaceae. The transcript has a single exon. The coding region runs from base 1 to 639 and encodes 212 amino acids. The record is from RefSeq and is a predicted model, not a curated record.
AUGGGCCUGCUGUAUCUCUUCUCCAAAAAGGAGCGAGCCAAACGAAAGAACCAAGGCCGCGCCCCAGAAACACCCGAUGUGCCCCCGGCCUACAGACGCAGCAUCGAAUCUCACAUGCCUCGCUCGGCCCAUCCCCGGCCCCUCUCAUCUUUUGCCCCGGACUAUCGCCAAUCCCAAUACCUGCCACGCGCCUCCAUGGACCAACGCUUGCCCACAUACGAUCCCUCCAAGUACCAACCACAACCCAGUCGACCAAUCUCGGUGCCCGGCGCCGAUCUUUCCUACUCGUCCGCGAGUGGAUAUGGGUACGGUCCUACCGGGAAUGGGCUUAUUCCUGCCAGUGGCUACGGUCCUCCGGCCAGGGCCCAGCCUUCCCGUCUUAGCAACGUUCAUUAUACUGACGGCCGCUCGUCGAUCCCCUAUCAGCCCGCCGAUCACUCCACAUCUUCGAACUGGCAUGCGCACUCGCGCCGACAGUCUGCCAUGCCGUUCGCGCCGAAUUCGGUGGGUGGUGUCCGCGCCCGUGAGGGACGAGAGCGAAGCGCCUCGGAGCCCUUACUGCAGGAUCCCGCGGCCAGCACGCGGGGCUCACGGCGGCCGAAGCCUGUGCUGUCGCGGCUCAUCACGAACUUCGGUUAA